AUGUAUCUGACACUACCUGAUCCGCCGCCAUUCACCACUGCUGGUCUUACUGAAGUCUUUGAUUCGUAUUGGCAAGAUCAAGUAGAUCAUCAACUUGCUGCUGCUGCUGUUUCUGGUACCCAGACCCUCCUCCGUGCUUGUCGUCGUUCUGUAUCUCGUCCAGAUCCCAUUUUGUACCUACCAAUUGGUCGAUCUGCUCGAAGUCGCCUUGUUCGCUGGCGUCUUGGACGUUUCACAAACAUGCGUGAAGAGUGUCCGUGCGUGAUGGGUGAUUUUAUAUCUCGAAAUCACUUUCUGACAUGCCGUGCUCUGGAUCGAACACUUCUCGAUGCUCUGCCUGUGGCUCCUCCUGGUAUUCAUCGUAUAGACUAUGCCCUUAAUUGCUUACCUGUGAAAGCCUCUGAUGGUCCUCCAUCUUAUUGGUCUGCUUUGCUUGCUCUGCUUCAUGCCAUUGAUUGUUUAGUGCAUCCGCUGGCUGUCAUCCCUGCUGAUCUUGAUUCAGGGUUGUUAUGGUUCUCUGCUAGAUAG
Molecule: messenger RNA, 528 nt
Organism: Mucor velutinosus
Lineage: Eukaryota; Fungi; Mucoromycota; Mucoromycetes; Mucorales; Mucoraceae
Exons: 1
Coding region: 1-528 (175 amino acids)
Source: RefSeq, a predicted model, not a curated record